UUUCCUCGAGAAACUUAAGCGAGAAGCAGCCAGGGAUGGUGGGAGGAUCAUCACCAUGAAUGGAAACCACGAAAUCAUGAACGUCGAGGGUGAUUUCAGGUACGUGACUAAGGAAGGCUUGGAGGAAUUUAGGGCUUGGGGAGACUGGUUCUCUGUAGGAAACAGAAUGAAGGCUCUUUGCGUGGGUUUAGAAAUGCCCAAAGAUCCAUUUGAAGGAAUUCCUACGGCCUUCCGUGGUGUUAAGGAAGAUUUUCAUCCUGGAUUUCGUGCUAGAAUUGCCGCUUUGCACCCCAACGGUCCGAUUUCUGGCCGAUUCUUGUCGCAGAACACGACAGUACUGGUCGUCGGAGAGUCAGUUUUCGUUCACGGCGGCCUUUUGCCGGGGCACGUCUCAUAUGGAUUGGAGCGGAUUAAUGAAGAAGUGAGAGAUUGGAUUAAGGGGUUGUCAGGAAAAUUCGCCCCGGACUAUUGCCGCCGGAGCAAUGCCGUUGUUUGGCUGAGGAAAUUUUCCGAUGAAUUAGCGAAGAAUUGCGAUUGUUCUUUGCUUAAGCAUGUUCUUGACACGAUUCCAGGGGCAAAAAGGAUGAUAAUGGGACACACGAUUCAGAUGGCGGGGAUUAAUGGCGUCUGCAACAACCAAGCAAUACGGAUUGAUGUUGGUAUGUCGAAGGGGUGCGCUGAUGGUUUUCCUGAAGUUUUGGAGUUCAAUGGGAAUUCUCCGCCCCGCAUAUUGACAUCAAAUCCAUAUCUGAACAAAUCUCUGAACUCUCUGAAUGUUGAUAGCAAGGAUGGACUCGAGCUGUUGCUUCCCGAACGCAGACAAAAACAAGUGGAGGUUAAGGCUUAGGAACCAGAAAGUUGAAACACCUGUGCUUCAAACAAUAAAAAACUUCAAAGAUGAUGCUAGGUUUGGAAUCUCUCGAGCAUAAAUUCUGUUCCUCACAAGAACUAAUUCGGGUAUAACCCUAGAGUCUUGACAUUUAUAUGUUACUAAUCAUUCAUUGGUAAAUAUGAUCAAGUUGAAACAUGUUGUUGUAGACUUCUGGUGUAGCUUUUGGAUUGGAUUAUUUGCUCUCCAUUGUGCAUUGUACCCUUGUCUUUUCACUGGCAUUAAUCAGAAGUGGCUUAUGUA
This is a messenger RNA of Momordica charantia (bitter melon), 1132 nucleotides long. Its product is annotated as Calcineurin-like metallo-phosphoesterase superfamily protein. The record is from RefSeq and is a predicted model, not a curated record. Gene Ontology annotation, molecular function: hydrolase activity. NCBI's taxonomy places the organism in Eukaryota, Viridiplantae, Streptophyta, Magnoliopsida, Cucurbitales, Cucurbitaceae.